Molecule: messenger RNA, 1748 nt
Organism: Zingiber officinale
Lineage: Eukaryota; Viridiplantae; Streptophyta; Magnoliopsida; Zingiberales; Zingiberaceae
Product: transcription factor bHLH49-like
Exons: 9
Coding region: 488-1483 (331 amino acids)
Biological process (GO): regulation of DNA-templated transcription
Cellular component (GO): nucleus
Molecular function (GO): DNA-binding transcription factor activity; protein dimerization activity
Source: RefSeq, a predicted model, not a curated record
CCUUAAAAGGCAUUAAAAUAACAAUGGGAUCAGUAAACCCUUUCUCCCUCCUUCCCUCUCUCAGUCUCUCUCUCUCUCUCUAUCUCACUUUGAGUCCCCUAAUGCUUAGAUUAGAUUAAACAGGGCUCUUUUAGAAAAGCAUAAAUUACUGAGAGCAGUUGGAAGUGAUUAACCACCCCUCUUUAACUAAAGGUGCCCUUCGUCUUCACCUCUCCCUUCUUUUUACCUUCUGCCCUCCUGGCUUCUGGCUCACUAGUAGCUAUUUCAAGCUCUGAUUUGACGUCUUAAUCAUCUUUCAUGCUCAUCUUCAUAAGCCCUUAUUCAUGUACCUUUUAGUAGCUUUGACUGAUGCCACAAGUUUCAUACAAGCACAGUGAGAGAGGAACUGGUGCUUGGAAGAAUUCUUACUGAUAUUUAAAACAGCUAUUUGCAUGCAGAUCGCUUAGCUGGAAAUAGUGAAAGACUUUUCUCUUCUGGAAAAAGUUCAAUGUAUUCCACUCAACAAUCUGAGGGAGGUGUUGGUACAUCAGCUUCAGCUGGGAUAGUUUCCGACGAGUGCUUGGGGAACACUUGGGAUUCCCUUAGCGUGGUCCAAAGUAUGAACUUUACUGAGGCAAAUAGAAUCACUUCCCACCGCGACAUCAGGUUGCCAUUAGAUCAUCAACUUAGUGGUUUGGUUGCUGGUACUGCUACUCUCUCACCCAGUGACAAGGGAAGAUCUCAUGAAGACAUGGAUUCCUUCCCUUCAUCUCAAAGGCACCGGCAUAAUAAGAGGAAAAUUGAUAGUGUUCAGAAUCAGAAUGUUAAGGUCGAAGAGCAGCAUGAUGUUUUGCUUGAGUCUGUCAAGGAUCAAUCAGGGAAAGAUGAGAAGAAACAGAAUAAUGAAAUCAGCAACAAAAAUAGCAAAGGCCCUGAUGCUUCCAAGGAUGAUUACAUUCAUGUAAGGGCCAAGAGAGGCCAGGCCACGAAUAGUCACAGCCUUGCAGAAAGAGUUAGAAGGGAAAAAAUCAGUGAAAGAAUGCGACUUCUUCAAGAUCUUGUUCCAGGAUGCAACAAGAUCAAUGGCAAGGCUAUGAUGCUUGACGAGAUAAUCAACUACGUACAGUCAUUGCAGUGCCAAGUUGAGUUUCUUUCGAUGAAGCUUGCGGCUGUCCAUCCAGAAAUGACCUUUGAUCUUGAGAGAAUUGUUCCUAAAGAUGUGCUUCAACCGUGCUACGGAGGAUCUGCUGUCCUCGGAUUCAGUCCAGGAAUGAGCAGCUUCCCGCCCCACUUAUAUGCCUCCGCCUUCCAGAGAAUCACUCAACCUGGAACGCCUUGCGUUGCUCCUACUUCAAGGGACUUGCAGCAAGAUUCCUUGUUACAAGUCUCACACCUGGAUCAGCAUUUGAGUCCAUGGCAGAAUGAGCUCCACAUCAUGAAUCCGGCUCCUUGUGAAGUCGCAACAGAUCACAUUGGAAGUUUUUUAAUGGCACAGACUCCAUGAAGAUCCUGCAGCUGGAAGCCGCUAGUAAAGUGAAGCGUAGCACUUCUCCUAACUAAUCCACACGAGAAUGUAGUGCAUCUAUUCUUGUCCUGGAUCAUUCAAAAGUUGUGGGCACAGAGUCACACUUCUGACAUUUUCCUUGAUUUUUCUUUUUUUUUUUUUGGUUGCAUUUGUCAAAUGAUACAUGGAGUGUGAUGGAUGGAUUAAUCCGAUUGUUUCUGCUUCAUUAGUUUAUCAUAUUUUCUGGGUUGUUGUUGGAAGGUAA